AUGAAUCCUUCACUCUUUCCUUCAAAAAUCCUUUCCAUUCCCUUCAUCACCAUCACCAUCUUCAUACUUAUUACAACAGUCUUUUCCUCAACUAAAACAAUCUCCUAUUCCGAUCACUGCAAUUCCUUCGUCCCCGAAGCCAUUCCGACCACCAUCACAUACACCCGAUUCCCAUUUCUCGAAACCAUAACCAGUCAUUACACUGGCGCCAAAAACAUUCUCGACCAAGAUUCACUCUCACAUAGUUAUAUCCAUUUUAAACCCAAAGAUUAUAACAUCUUCAAAACAAACACCUCCAACACAUACAAAACCCAAGCUCAAUUAACUUUCGUUCCACCAAGUAUAUACCAUUUCCAAUCAUACCAUUCACGAUUUUAUCGUCCAUUGGUGUUUAACUUAGAUGGGUUCUUGUCAGUUUCCACGAAUAAGCUUUGUAUGGUUGGAUCCGCAAAUUGGUUUUCCAAAAAAGGUAAACGUCUGAAACUUGAUGGUGUUCUUAAGCUUAAUUUACCUAGGCUAAUGAAUUUGAAUACUAGCUUAGUCAGUGGAACCUUGGAAAGUUUAGCUUCCCCUCAUGAUUCAGAUUAUUUUGAGCCGAUUUCAAUGAUGGGAUUCCCUCAAGUAUCUCAGUUCAAAUACAAAUAUUCUUUGGUUUCCAAUGAAGAUUGUAAUGGGGCAAACGCAGUUGAACAUCCAGUAGCUAGUCUGGAUUCUUUAGACUUAUGUUCAAAGUUCACAUAUCGAUUCCUGAUUUACCAGAUGGAAAGUCAACGUAGGGGGUACCCGUUUUUAUCGUUGUAUGGGUUUCAGUGUUCAGUGGAAGAGAAAAAGUUACGUUUUUUAGUAGAAUUUCAAAACACAAGUAAUACCCGUUGGGAUAAAUCUUUCAAUCCAAAUGUAACGUUAAUUGGAGAUGCAACAUGGAAUGGGCCAAAAGAAGAGCUUUGUAUAGUCGCAUGUCAUAUCUUGAAUCAAACUGACCCUUUGGGAAGUGCUCAUGUCGGAGAUUGUUCGAUCAGGUUGACCUUAUAUUUCCCUGAAGUUCGAUCAAUCAUGAACACACAUACCACCGAAGGUCAAAUUUGGUCAACCAAGAAAGCGGAUGAUGUCGGGUACUAUGAACCAAUCAAGUUUCAAAGCUUUGAUCAUAGUUCGGAGUAUUACGGAUCAAUGUAUGAGUUCACAAAAUUACAGAAAGUAAGACAAGUUUGCCCUCAAACAAACGUUGGUAAAAGGGAAGGGGUUGAGUACCCAUCAGGGUAUAAUGGGGAUAUGAGUUUCGACAUGUCUGUCAAGUACAGAAACAUGGAUUCCAUUGGUUCUGCAAUUCCGAUCUUUGUAAGGGAGCAGUUCUACCACUCGUAUGACGCUUUCGAUUCAAAUUUUGGUUCAUGGCAGGACCCCACCAGUUACACCGGUCCCAUGAACAUCAGCUAUGAGAUUAGCUUCCGAAUGUUUGCUAAUUUAACGUCGGAAUCGGGAAGCGGGAUUUCGUCGUUAUUCUCAACCAACAAUGGUAGAGUUGAGAUAUCUGCAGAAGGGUUUUAUGAUAAUGAAACCGGAAGACUUUGUAUGGUUGGGUGUCGGAAUCUACCUUCUUCUGGGAAGAAUUCAGAAAAUGAAUCUUUCGAUUGCGAGAUUCUGGUGCAAUUCCAAUUCCCGAGUACUAAUGGCAAUAAUGGAAGUUUUUUAAUCAGGGGAAGCAUAGAAAGCUUACGUGAAAAGACAGAUGUUUUGUAUUUCGAAAGUCUAAAUGUUGUUUCUCUCACUUACACUAAACUCGAAGCCAUGGAAUCGAUAUGGAGAAUGGAUUUGGAAAUUAUACUGGACUUGAUUUCUGUGUUGAAUUUCGAGGCAAUGUUUUCAGAGACUCCUUAUCUUCAAAACAUUCAACUCGAGGGUAGUGGUGGAUUGCUUGAGGUGAAUAAAGUCAUUGUUAGGAUAGUUACAAUGGUAGCUUUCACUUUGCAAUUCCGUCUCCUCCAAUUGACAUGGUCUAAAAAAUCUGGGAAUGACAAUAAUGGAAAGGGAAAGAGUCAUUGGAAUCAUGAGAUAUGGACUCUGGUCAUCUGUUUACCAGUUUAUAUUGUUGGUGGGUUGAUGAUGUUUCUAGUGAAUUGGAAGAACGAUGAGUACUUUAUCUCAAGUAAUCGAUCAAUCUGGGGUGAUCUGAGGUCUUAUGCAGGGUUAACACUAGACGGAUUCCUAUUCCCACAGAUCGUACUUAACAUGUUUAAGAUUUCAAAAGGGAAUGCUCUGUCUUAUUUGUUUUACAUAGGGAACACUUUUGUUCGAACACUACCUCACGCCUAUGAUAUUUAUAGGAGUCAAAAAAACAUAAGUCACCAGUUUCAUCAGUUCUAUCUAUAUGCAAACCCAAGAGCAGAUUUCUAUUCACCUUCUUGGGAUGUUUUCAUUGCUUGCGAAGGUAUUGUGUUUGCACUGAUCGUCUUCUUGCAGCAACGUUUUGGUGGUCGAUUUAUGUUUCCAAAAAGAUUCCAGGACACUUUUGAGUAUGAAAUGGUGCCUAUGAUCAAACUAUCGAACAGUUUGGAAAAGAAAUUGGCUGUUGGAGGAUAUUUGAGAAAUUCAUUCUAG
Molecule: messenger RNA, 2598 nt
Organism: Lactuca saligna
Lineage: Eukaryota; Viridiplantae; Streptophyta; Magnoliopsida; Asterales; Asteraceae
Source: the annotation of a GenBank genome assembly